This is a messenger RNA of Coffea eugenioides, 770 nucleotides long. RefSeq lists its product as uncharacterized. The transcript has a single exon. Lineage: Eukaryota; Viridiplantae; Streptophyta; Magnoliopsida; Gentianales; Rubiaceae. The record is from RefSeq and is a predicted model, not a curated record. Bases 281 to 649 code for a protein of 122 amino acids.
CCCUCGUUUCUUUUCUUUUAUAUAUGCCAAACCUCAUAAAGCCUCUUUUGCAACAAACCAACACAUACUUGUACCGCUAUAUAGUUCACAAGGCGGCAUCAAAAAAGUCCAUAAUUUUCAAUUGAAGAUGUUUAGCCAAGAAGGAAAGUUUCCUUGCAAAUGAUUGAAAAAACAUUAGAUUCUUUGCAAAAGUAAGUAAAAGGGGGUCCUAUCUGUUGAUAUUUCUUUGAUCGCUUUUUGGAAUACGGAAGGUUUUCAUCAACAAAAGAGAGAGAAAAAAAUGGAGAUCGAAUUGGUGAAGUGUGAUUGUUGUGGACUGAAGGAAGAUUGCACUCAAGAUUACAUUAGUGAGGUGAAGGCAAAUUUUGAUGGUAAAUGGCUAUGUGGGCUGUGCUCAGAAGCUGUGAGAGAUGAAGUUAACAGAGGGAAGAAGCAAUCUGGAAUGGAUGAAGCUGUGAAGGCUCAUAUGGCCUUUUGUAGGAAGUACAAAUCCAAUCCUGCAAUCAGAGUUGCUGAUGGGAUGAGGCAGAUGCUAAGGAGAAGAUCAGGUGAUUUAUCAUCAUCAUCAUCUUCUUCUUCUUCUAAGAAGUACUCGAGAUCAUCAAGUACGUCCCAAGUGGGAGAUGAUUCAUCGUUCUCUUGUUACUAGCUGCUUAGAUUAAAAGAAAAAUUGGCCCCAACUUCUGUUGGAACAAGGGAUAAAAACCUUUUUAUGGCCAAUUCCUAGUUACGCUACUUGUUUUGUACAGAGGAUGUUAUCAAUUUCAAUG